Babesia bigemina is the source of this 216-nucleotide messenger RNA. RefSeq lists its product as hypothetical. The record is from RefSeq and is a predicted model, not a curated record. The transcript has a single exon. The coding region runs from base 1 to 216 and encodes 71 amino acids. NCBI's taxonomy places the organism in Eukaryota, Apicomplexa, Aconoidasida, Piroplasmida, Babesiidae.
AUGACGUCACAUAGGAACCGCGCCGCCAGUGCGUCGUUGGGCCGACAAGAUGACAACAGUUUUCAUCAUUCGUUACACUAUGAUUACACCUGCCUAGGAAGUGCCGUCAGAAUGUGCCUGAUCCGCACUGUUCAUGUUGUGAAGUGGGCAUAUGAGUACCAAAACGCAAAUGAUGAAAACCAGUAUCACAAUCCAUCUUUCGGGUCUGAAUGGUGA